Xenia sp. Carnegie-2017 is the source of this 562-nucleotide messenger RNA. RefSeq lists its product as uncharacterized. The record is from RefSeq and is a predicted model, not a curated record. Bases 23 to 562 code for a protein of 179 amino acids. Lineage: Eukaryota; Metazoa; Cnidaria; Anthozoa; Malacalcyonacea; Xeniidae. The transcript has 3 exons.
AUGUUUGAGUGAAGUGUUAACCAUGUACUGGACGUUGGAUAUGUACUACUCACAAUUUGUACGGUCUAUCGUUUCCAGUCUAAAACGAACAAAUGUUUUAGAAAAAAUCAUUAUUUUGAUGCUUGUUCGGAGCAAACUUGUGACAAGUGAUCGCUAUCACACCUACAGAGACAUAAAGAUACGAUGGAGUGCGAGAAUGUACUGUCGACAGUCCCAUACUACUGGUGAUCUUGCUAGUUUCUCAAGUCAGGAAGAUGUUGAAGAGAUGAUUAAAACAAUGCCUGACAAAGAUCGCUCUUAUUGGACUGGACUUAAGUACAUUAAUUUGUGGGUAUUUAGUGAUGGAAGUGAUUCAACAUUUGCGAUUUCAAAGACGAAGAGCUUUGUUACAAAAAAUCUUCUCUUAAAUCGUUGUGUGGUGAUCAAUGGUUACGGUGUCUUGACUCUUACGUCUUGUUUGGCUCGUAGACCUUUCAUAUGUCAAACUGGAAAUCAUUCUGGUUUUUCUGUUUACUCGCCAAGUCUUGCUAUCGGUAAGAUUAAAGAAAUAAAUUUAGAAUGA